This is a messenger RNA of Mercenaria mercenaria, 4452 nucleotides long. RefSeq lists its product as uncharacterized. The transcript has 2 exons. Gene Ontology annotation, biological process: carbohydrate metabolic process. NCBI's taxonomy places the organism in Eukaryota, Metazoa, Mollusca, Bivalvia, Venerida, Veneridae. The record is from RefSeq and is a predicted model, not a curated record. Bases 164 to 1573 code for a protein of 469 amino acids.
CAUAUAUUGAUAGUAUAUCGUACAGACGGACACGAAAACUUUGCCCUAUGUUUGCAAAUUGUUAAAUACUAUUUAUCUUGAUCAUAUACGUUGAAGUUUAGAUUUUUUACGGACUUGAUCCAAGUUAACAAGUUAACAUAAUAAAAGUUUUAUUUCCUUGAAAAUGAAUCUAAGAGGAUAUAUUUUAGUUGUAUGUAUAACGCGUACCUUGGUGGUGAUAUACGGAGAUACAGGAUCGUCCGUCUGUACGAUGGAAAUGUACGGGAAUGAUACUGCUGCAUACUGGGCUUGCAAGAUUCAGUUUGCUCAUCAAGCUAAUUGGUUCCCUUCACCUAUUGCUGGACUGUUUAGUUAUGAGAUCUGGAACGGCUAUGACGGAUUCUGGCAGAAUGGGGCGGUGUUGGAGUCUUUUACAAAUUUUGUUGCUUACACAAAUAAAACACACACACGAUAUUCUAGCGUAAUUAAAGGCGGCGAGCGCGAGCUAUAUAGCUUACUUGAAGCAUAUGGGCCGUACCCAUCUUUUGACGACAUGAGUUGGUACGGUCUGUCGUACACACGGAUCCACGAAGUGCUAGGGUACGACCUGUUUCUCCAAGAUGCCAAAGAUAUAUAUGAUUGGGUAUGGAAGACAGGCUGGGACAAGAGUGGCUCAUGCGGCGGAGGUUUAUGGUUCGAUAACACUUUUGUUUCUAAGCAAACCAUCACGAAUGCACAGAUGCUUCAGUUGUCAGGGAGACUUUAUAGACUGACUAAUGAUAAAAAAUAUUUAGAUAAAAUGAAUCUGCUCUACAUGUACAUAAUGAAUAAUAGUCUUAUUAGUGAAUCGACGUAUCUCGUUGCUGAUGGCGCGUUUAGCAAUUGCACACCUGAUGCUUUCUAUGGACGUAGCUAUAACAGCGGCGUCAUGACGGGAGCUUUGGUUGAGAUGUACAGAUGUACUAAAAAUACACUUCACCUUGACCUUGCGUUCAAAGUCGCGAAUGCCUUAAUAGAAAAUGCAAGCGAUGCAGACGGGAUCCUUGUAGAAUUUUGUGAACCGCAUUGUGAUGACGACGCGUUAAUGUUCAAGGGAUUGUUCACAAGAAAUGUAAGAUUUCUAAUUGACGAACUUAAGGACAACACGAGGCGGGAAUAUCUUCAAAGUUGGUUAAAUCUCCAACUGGAAUCAAAUUUAAUGAACAAUAUUUGUGAUAUGGAUCCAGUAACAAAAUGCAAUGUAUCGUACAAAGACGGACCACCGUAUUAUAAUAAAUCAGGCCCAGUGUUUUCUCCAGACUGGCGUGGACCUUUUUCAUACGGAGCACCUAUGCAGCAGACGUCAGUGUUAGACCUUUUCGUUUCGGCAAUAAAACCCGGAACGGUUUGUAGCGGAAAGUUUUGUAAUUACGAUCCUUACUAUCCACCACCCCAAUCUCUAACCUGUGGAAGCCAGCCAUGCCCAGAAGGAGAAGACUGUUGCGAGUAUAGCCCAUACAGUUCAUACACAUGUUGUGAAACGACUCAGCACUGUAAUAAAUCCACCGGUAUAUGUGACGGUGGUAGUUUGCCAGGUGUAAUAUAUUUACCAUGAACUAAAAAUACUCGGAUUAGUUAAAACUCGAAAUAUUUAAAUCAGAUACAGAACAUAAAAAAAAAAACAAGAAAAAAUAAUUAGUCAUUGUUUAUAUGAAGCAGUCAUUAUUCAUUUUGAUUUUCGAUCUACAGUAGUCAGGCGAUUAUGUAGAUAUGUCCUGUUUAAUCCGGCAUGAAUUGAUACUAACUGGAAGUACCUGAUAACGACAAAUGUCGUAUGAACCAAAUGUCGUUGCGAGCAAGUUCAUAUGUUAUCGUCUCUGGAAAAUAUCCAACACUCAAUUUGAAUGAUUUGUCCUAUCGUUUACUUUCAAACUGUUGUAACAUAUCGAAAUCUCGGUAAGCACAAAGCCUGGAAAUCGUCACAUUUAUCAAAUUAAUCAGCAUAACAGUCGGACGAGCAGUGUGCUAUUCAGAACGGUACUUAGUAACAAUGAAUAUGCAAUGGGCAUCUUAAAUAUAUAAACCCUUGAUCUAUUGUAUUUAACAUUACUAAAAUAUAUAUAUUAAGACUGCAUAUAGAGCUGCAUUCAUAAUUAAUUGCACUGCAAUAACAGCUGAUUGUUAAAAAGGCCAGUUUUGAAUGUAGGUAUUACACAUUUAAACUGUGUUUAUCUAUGUUUGCUUAUAGUGUGUAUAAUUUUAAACCUAAUGCAUAAUACUGUUAAUACACAUGAACUUGUUAAUUUUAUGUAUACAUAAACUAUAUGAAGUAAUUGUUCGUAUUUUUAAGUAUGAAAUUUGGAUCUAAUAUACCUUUUACAUGUCUUUCAAUGACAAUUGUAGAUGCAAAUUGGAAUAUCAGCCAGUGACAAAAUCAUUUUGUCAUAUGUCAUAAUCAUGAACUAAAGGAAAAAUAAAAUCAAACAAAUGACUUUUCAUAGCACUUUUUCUGUAAGUACCGUAUUGUUAGAAAAACACGGGAAAUUAACAUUCUAUAAAUGGUUUAUAAGAUGGUAUUUUCAGACUUGUAAAAAAUCGGAAAUUCAUAUCCGGUGUGCAAGAAAAACUUUUAAUGUACUGUCCCAAUUAUUUUUAAAGUUAUCUUUGAAAUCAAAAUUGGUUUUGUUUAUUAUUCUGUUCAUAUUAUUUACUACUUUAUUCAUGUUAUUAGAAUCGUAAAAGGAAGUGUUUUCAGGAAUCCGACAAAACUAUUUAACAGGUUUUUUUUUUUCAUACCAAACGCUAAUUGACCUAAACUACCGCUGACGUUAACGUACAACUGAACAUCAGCCUUUGCGCAGCCAAACGAACAUUUAGCACUAAACGCCUGUUUGAUUCAGAUCAUUUUCUUUAAACUCUUGGAGUUCUAUGGCAUUAAUUCCAGCAACUACACGACUUCUAAUGACUUUGAUCAACGGUUUCGCUUGACGGGAAUAUUUGUACUAAGGAAGAAUAUUGUUUGCAUACGUUUUGGUAACAGAACAUGAGUUAGAGUUGUCAAUCGACUGAAAGAUAACUGUAGAGCUAUGUUUACGUCAAACACUAACCUUUAUAGAUUGCUCUUGCAUCAUUAUUAAAACAAUAAUAUCUUAACUGUAAAAGCCUCUUUUGUAAAGAGCUCAACUUACGAAAUUUCUUUCUGAAAUACAGUUGGUAAAGAAUUUCCCUAACAAAUUCCAUUCUUGCCUACCUAGCGGGGAAAGUACACAUUUGUCCGAGCACGCGCCGGGGACAGAUAUUCCUGUCAUUUCCUAGGGAAAAACCUUGUCUAAAAUAGCGUGCACUAGGGUGACGUCACAUAGUACUGGCACUAUUGUGACUUCAAAAAACUAUAUAUAUAAUAUCUGUAAAUAUCCAAAUCCAUUUGUCUCCACGAUCUAUUUUAAACGUGAUAGGCAAGAAAAAUGAUCCAACAUGUCUGCCUGUGUAAGACAGCUGUUUUCCCAACCCUCGGGACAGCUUUGAUAAAAAACCUCGCUAACGCUCGGUUUUCCAUUCCACACUGACUCUCGGGUAGGGAAAACCCCGUGACGUCUUACACAGGCAGGCAUAUGAGAUCCUAAUAUUCUUGCCUUCCUAGCGGGGAAAGUAUACAUUUGUCUAAGCACGCGCCAGGAAUAGAUAUUCCUGUCUUUCCCUAGGGAAAAACCUUGAAAACCUUGUCUAAAAUAGCAUGAACUUAGGUGACGUCACAUAGUACUGGCACUAUUAUGACGUCAUAAAUUAUAAAAAAUAAUGCAAGGAAAUACCCAAAUCUGUUUGUCACCACGAUCUAUUUUGAGCGUGAUAGGCAAGAAAAAUGAUCUUACAUGUCUGCCUGUGUAAGACAGCUGUUUUCCCAACCUUCGGGACAGUUUGGAUAAAAAAAAAACUCGCUAACGCUCGGGUUUUCAUUCCACACUGUCCAUCGGGUUGGGAAAAACCGGUCUUACACAGACAAACAUUUAAGAUUCUUAUAAUCUCAUCGGAUGCGGAAAAGUAUUGAACUGUGGGACUAGAUCUACUUGUUUUAAUUAUAACGUCUAAUAUGACGUCAGAAAUGAUUUGAUAAUAAAAGGAUCUUGAUUUGCAAUGCUGCGUUCGGCUCAUGUGUGAUCCCCUUUCUAAAUUCCAAUUCAUUUAAUUCUGUCCAUUGUUUUUUGAACUUGUAACAUGUGUAAAUAUUGAGUUAUGCUCAACCCGGAACUAGAGGGCGUGGACCGUAGCAUGCAUUUCAACUACCGUCCAUGAACAGGCUCAAUCAAAACGAGCAUGCAACAUUUUCGUUUUUGUCAUGUUGAGCGACCUAUGGAGUUUCACCUUUUUCUAUUUUGCAAGGCCGGAUCAUACAAGGCGCUAGCGCCUUGUGGGAUUCAGGUCUGGCAAAUCAACUCGAGCCGAAUACAACAUUGCAGAUCAACGUCCUGUUUAAAUACUUCUGUUAUGCCCUGUCCU